UAUAUAUAUAUAUAUAUAAUGUGUGUGCGUGUGUGUUUAUAUUGUUUAAAUAAUAUAUUAAAACAAGAAUCGACCAGCACAAACUUUAGUUAAAAAUGAGCUGACUAAAUCGACAUCAUUAAAUUUUUCUAGUCUCACGAACUCUUGCGAUUGGUGGUUCACUUCACUGGUUAAGACUAUGUAUCAAAAUUAAACAGAAUUCAGUUGAAUUUUCUAUUUCUAAGAUAAACAUCGCAGAAGCAGAAAUAGCUCAUAUAUGGCUAUGCAUUCCGUGCAGUAUUAUUCUCUCCAACAGCGUCCGUCGUUGUGAAGACAAAAUUUAGGACAUUUUGUUAUUCUAAAGUGUUCUCUUGAAGCCUAGUGACGUUGCCAUAUGGGAGGAUAUUAACUGUCUUUAAUGUGCUGUUUAUUCAUCACUUACGUAAAUAUAAUAUGGAUCAGACGAUGAGAGCGAUACUACUUCUCCCGGUCUUGGCAUUGCUCACCAGAACUCACGCUCAUCUUGGUAGCUGCGAAGAUCACUUCUUCGAAUGCCCAACAUGGCAAUAUUUUGGACGCUGCGACACGCAUCUGGAAUUCAUGGCGAAGAAUUGUCCUCACUCGUGCAACGUUUGCGUGGAUCCUGGAUGCUUCGAUCGUAACCACCUUUGUGGAGCCUGGACACAGCAGGGAUUUUGUCGCACCUCCCGACAGGUGCAAGCAGCGUGUCCACACAGCUGUGAUAUUUGUCAGCUGCCGGAAUCUCUUCUGCCGAAAACCAUCACUAAGCCAGAUUUUGACUGCGGGAGGCCAGUGUCGAGUUCCUUCAUCAGAGGAAAGAGGCAAAUCAUUUUCCCCGGUGAACCUGGGUACUCUGUUUCUCAGCGAGAACAGCAAAUUGGACGACUAACAGUUCCAGCCCCAAUAGGUAUUGAAGGCAGGACUCCCUUGAGGAUUAGCGUGAACGACGCGUUCUGCGGAGCAACAAUCAUCCACGAACGGUUCCUAAUCACAGCUGCUCAUUGUGUGUUCAGCCAAGAGAGACCGCCUAUAAUGGUUCGUGUCGGUGAGUUGGACUUCUCAUCUGACAACGAAGCGCGGUCUAGACCAGCUGAUUACAGAGUAAAGCGCGUCAUAGUUCAUCCGAAGUUUAAGCGCAAUUCCCUAGAGCGCUAUAACGACAUAGCCAUCAUUGAGACUGUGGAUAAGAUGCAGUUCAACGACGUGGUCUUCCCGCUGUGCCUUUCUGACAGAAGGCCAUCUGUGGGGUCCAUCGCAACUGGCUCUGGCUUCGGCUUGGUAAACCAGACUCAUCGUUCAACCCACGCACAGGAAGCUGAUCUUAGGAUAUUAGACUCAAGACUUUGCGAGGCUCGGUACGCAAGCGAGGGUCUGGUGACACUAUCAGGCACCAGUAUCCUCGGUUCAUACAGACAUCCGACAUUAUCUGUGCUGCCUUUCCCGGUACAGAUGCCUGCCAGGGCGAUUCAGGGGGACCCCUGUACCAGGACGCCAACGGGCGGCGUUACUUAGUUGGCGUCAUAAGUCAAGGUAUCCCUUGCAGUGGACAAAGUUAUACCUUACCUGGAUUCUACGUUAGCGUCGCAGACCACAUCGAUUUUAUCAAUCAUGUCAUCUACCCGAGUAGUGCUUAAGAGCUAAUUCAUUUCGCUUAACUAAGGAGCCAGAUAGGGUAUGCGGUCAUUCGCGUAUUUUGUCAUGCUCUCUGAAAUCCAAUGUAAAUGAUCCGAUUGAACUUCUAGCAUCGUUAAGACUUUUUAAGUACAGUUUAUAGUAACAGGUAAGUUUGGGUCCAACUUCUUCGGAAAUAAUUUUGACAAAUGACGCCAAUGACGGCCGAACUCCAGAUCUCAAUUAGGCCUAGUGUGUCAGCCUAUACUCGGUUUUUUUCCAUCUGUCCAUCCGCCUGUGGUGUUUGCGUCAGGUAACACUGCGUCCCGGGCUUUAGAUAGUUACAUUCAGCUUACAUUCAACAAUAAUAACAAUAUCCUAUUUCGAAUAUUAACAGUGUAAUUCGCAUACAGUAAAUUAUUAAAACACUUUUCAGUUGCAAAUGUACACCCAGAUAUCCUUUUAUUUACCUAAAACUUACACAUAGCGUAACUAUUUACAGCCCGGGACGCAGUGUUACCAUACAAAAACACCACAGGCGGAUGGACAGAUGGAAAAAAACAGAGUAUAGUUGGUGUGGUGAUAUGUUUUUGUAAGUGAAGAAUCUGAAAAUUAAUUAAAAUUCCACUAUUUCUUUGUUUUGAAGUGUUGGCUAAUCCAAUGCGUAAUCUCCUUAGCAGAUGUAAUAAAAGACAGUAAUAAUCCA
Molecule: messenger RNA, 2317 nt
Organism: Macrobrachium nipponense
Lineage: Eukaryota; Metazoa; Arthropoda; Malacostraca; Decapoda; Palaemonidae
Product: phenoloxidase-activating factor 1-like
Exons: 11
Coding region: 433-1512 (359 amino acids)
Biological process (GO): proteolysis
Molecular function (GO): serine-type endopeptidase activity
Source: RefSeq, a predicted model, not a curated record